AGUCUAUUUUUAAAAAAUACAGUGGACCGAGCUGUUGUCCACCGUACGCGCGAUCGCUCUGUCCAUUCAUCCUGAACCGUCAAGGACACGCUCUAGAGACGCCCGACGCCUGUGUGACGAGGAAAAAAAAGCGUGUCUGAACCGAUGUUCUCAAAAAAAAGCCAUUCUGGUCAAUAGCAGCGUAUGUGGAAGUCACCCAAAGAGAUCAACCUGUCAUCUCACUCCAUGGUCAGUCUGAAGGCGUGCCUAGCGGAGGCUAGAAGCAACCUGAAACUGGGAGAGCCCGCCUUCAAACCUCGUCGCAAGACGACCGUCGAUGUAAACAAGGGCGUGUAUGAGAGGGCCAAGGCAGACGAGGAGUCCACCGUUGAAGUUAAAGCGAGCAACAACAGGCGGAGGACUGAAAGGGAUAUAUUCGACGAAUACCAGAAAAACAAUCAGCUGGUCGAUGCGGAGCGAAAGGAAUGGAUUGUUCAGAACUCAACUGAGGAACCGAUGUCCCUUCAUUGGCUCUCUGAGGCCAGCAACUGUUAUAUGUAUGACGACGAUGAAUUUUUUGAAAUGAGAAGAGAGGAAAAGAGAAAGGCCAUACAUGAAGUCAUUUCAGAUAUGAAGCAAGAAAAAGAAAAGCACCAAACCGUGGAAAAUGAAAAAAUGAAAGCAAGGCAGACGAGAAUGAAAUUGAUACAAAAAAGAAUUCAAGACGCCAAGUCCCGAACUGAAACAGCGUCUGAAAACGGUUUAGAGGAGACGAAAAAGCCAGAUGAACCCGAUCGGAAAAAAAUGAAGGUCAAUUAUAAUAACUCUGGCUGAAAUUUAAAUAAAUUGGGAAACAAAAUUUCGAAGUCGCACAUAGAGAACGGGCCCUCUUGUCUGCGUUAUAAACCUGGUUUUGGGUGCCGACCGCGCAGACGAUGGAGUCGUGCUUGUCUUUUUGGAAUCGGUGCUUGCUUCUUCCUCCCGAUGAUGGCGAUAAGAUUUGUCAUAACUGGCUCAAUUCACGGGGAUUCUUAAACUGGGAGUUGUUUGUAAAGUUGCGUUUGUGGCGUAUGUACAAGAUGUACGCGUGCCUGACAAAAUCGUGGCCUUACUUUUUUUUUUUUUUUUUAAGGAAACCAAGAUUUUAGCAACGACGAACGUGCUGGGUUCCGAUGCUCUUCCAGAGACCUUCUUUCGAUAGCUGAGGCGGCUAGGAAUCACUUGCUCUCUCUUGUGUAUGCCGACUUCUUGAGACUUUAUCAGUCUCUAUUUAGUUGCCCAAAGGAGUUCAAUUUCUACAUCCAUCUAUUCUCUAGCACAAUUCUUGGAUUCAAUGAUCCUCGCACCGCAAUCAUGGUUGCUACUAUCCUCACGAGUCGUAUCGAGAGGUUUGUAUAUAGUCUGGUUAAAGAAGGGGUUGCUGCAGAAGAAGAGAUGCCUCUACCGGAUGAUGGGGACCUCUCCCCCAAUUGUCUUCAUUCCACGGCAGUGACCAAAAUGAGGGACAUGCUAAAACACCAAACGCUUCAACAAAAGCUCACCCCUGACAUUAUUUACGUACUGGAAGUGCUUGUCGGUCCCCUGCAUAGCAUGAACAUACGGAAUCUUGUAUGGCACGGAUUCAUCAUGCCCAGCGAGUUCCCGGCGUCUUUAAAUGCGCUGCUGCUUUUUUUGCUGCUGUCAAUGCUCGAUCAUGUUCGGAACAAGAGGGUGGUCUCUGCUGAGUCCUAUCCCGAUACGAGGAGAGAGAUCAGGAAAUACGAGCGGCUUUUCCCACGAAAUCGAGCGCUAGAAAGAAUCGGUGCUGCCCUCGAAUCAUGCCGCGCGUCGAUCAAGAACUGGAUAAGUCAGUCUGACUUUGUGGUUCCUGGAUGGGAGAAGAUGUGGGAAUUUGGAAUCGAGUUGUUAAUAAAAAAAAGAUAUUACGAAUCUA
This is a messenger RNA of Schistocerca gregaria, 1912 nucleotides long. RefSeq lists its product as uncharacterized. Lineage: Eukaryota; Metazoa; Arthropoda; Insecta; Orthoptera; Acrididae. The record is from RefSeq and is a predicted model, not a curated record. The coding region runs from base 184 to 813 and encodes 209 amino acids. The transcript has 3 exons.